Messenger RNA from Mastomys coucha (southern multimammate mouse), 468 nucleotides. RefSeq lists its product as uncharacterized. The transcript has 2 exons. Bases 1 to 468 code for a protein of 155 amino acids. The record is from RefSeq and is a predicted model, not a curated record. Lineage: Eukaryota; Metazoa; Chordata; Mammalia; Rodentia; Muridae.
AUGAGUUCCCAGAAAGGUAACGCGACUCGGUCCCGGCCUCAGAAGCACCAGAACACGUUCACCUUCAAAAAUGACAAGUUUGAUAAGAGUGUUCAGACCAAGAAAAUUAAUGCAAAACUUCAUGAUGGAGUAUUUCAGUGCUGCAAAGAAGUCCUUGAAUGGCGUGUAAAAUACAGCAAAUACAAGCCACUGUCAAAGCCUAAGAAAUGUGUUAAAUGUUUACAAAAGACAGUAAAGGACUCUUACUACAUAAUGUGUAGACCAUGUGCCUGUGAACUUGAAGUUUUUCCAAAAUGUAGAAAAAAAAGAAGAGAUUGUUAUUCAAAAAAAAAAGAACCAGAAACUUCAGAAAAUACUGAAAGUGAAGAUUCUAACCAUAGAAGAAGCUGCAGAUGGAAGGAAGACAGUGAUGAGGACUUAGAUGCUGAGUCUGACUCGGGUGGCAAGGAUGGGAAACCUCAGGCCUGA